Molecule: messenger RNA, 821 nt
Organism: Galleria mellonella (greater wax moth)
Lineage: Eukaryota; Metazoa; Arthropoda; Insecta; Lepidoptera; Pyralidae
Gene: RpL10
Product: 60S ribosomal protein L10
Exons: 5
Coding region: 128-787 (219 amino acids)
Biological process (GO): translation; ribosomal large subunit assembly
Cellular component (GO): ribosome; cytosolic large ribosomal subunit
Molecular function (GO): structural constituent of ribosome
Source: RefSeq, a predicted model, not a curated record
UUAUUGAUAAACAUUUUGUUACUAUUGAAAAAAAAAUAUUAAUAGUAAAUAAUAGCAACACUAAGUGCAAAGUCAAAACUUUUUUUUUAAUUCUUCGAAGUUACGGUGUCACUUUGUGAAGAUCACAAUGGGGCGCCGGCCAGCAAGAUGUUAUCGCUACUGUAAAAACAAACCGUACCCAAAGUCCCGGUUUUGUCGUGGUGUACCGGAUCCUAAAAUCCGUAUCUUCGACUUGGGUAAGAAGAAGGCGACAGUGGACGACUUUCCACUAUGCGUUCACUUAGUGUCCGAUGAAUACGAACAGCUGAGUUCGGAAGCCUUGGAGGCAGGCCGUAUUUGCUGCAACAAGUACCUCGUGAAGAACUGUGGCAAAGAUCAAUUCCACAUCCGCAUGAGGCUUCACCCAUUCCAUGUCAUUCGCAUCAAUAAAAUGUUAUCGUGCGCUGGAGCUGAUAGGCUCCAGACAGGAAUGCGUGGUGCGUUCGGUAAGCCGCAAGGCACAGUGGCGCGCGUGCACAUCGGCCAGCCCAUCAUGUCGGUGCGCUCCAGUGACCGUUGGAAGGCGCAGGUGAUUGAAGCUCUGCGUCGUGCCAAGUUCAAGUUCCCUGGUCGUCAGAAGAUCUACGUCUCUAAAAAGUGGGGUUUCACAAAAUAUGACCGCGAUGAGUUCGAGAAGCUCCGUGAGGAAGGCCGUUUGGCCAACGACGGUUGCAAUGUAAGGUACCGUCCAGAACACGGCCCCCUCGACACUUGGAAGAAGGUCCAAGCUGAAAUCCUCAGUGUUUAAUACUGGACUAUGAACCAAUAAAGUGUAAAAUUUU